CCAUUUCAACGCGUUAUUAUCGCGCCUCGAAAUAACUUGCAUAGAGGGUGAUUUUUGGGUCAGAUUUGCGGGUCUGGUGGUAAAAUCAUGGCGUUACGGGUGAUCCGUUUGGUCAUCCCCUCGGGGACAUCCGUUUUCAAAGCAGGGACACCUAUUCAGACGGCUGGUAUUCACACAAGCUCAUUAAGGAACCUACGGUAUGGCUGGUGGGCAUAUGCACUGGGCGAGAGGACAACCCCAAGGUUCAAAGAGAACAGCAAGAUCAUCUCCAUUGAUGGCAACCUGGCCUCAGGAAAGGGGGCGCUGGCCAAGAGUCUGGCUGAUAAGCUGGGGAUGCUGUACAUGCCUGAGCCCAACACACACUACUUGGACAAGAUGACAGCGGAGAAGGAGCCUCUGCCAAUCGCCUUCAACGGUAACUGCAGCUUGGAGAAGUUCUAUGCAGACCCCAAGGCUGCUGAUGGGAACUCCUACCGGCUACAGGCAUGGAUGUACCUCAUGAGGCUCCUUCAGUGGUCAGACGCCAUGGAGCACCUGCUCACCACAGGCCAAGGUGUGAUCUUGGAGCGCUCGCCCUACAGUGACAUGGUGUUUGUGGAGGCCAUGUUCAAACAGGGCUACAUCAGAAGGCAGUGUGUAGACCACUACAAUGAAAUCAAAGGUAUCAGCAUCUGUGAGUUCCUGCCCCCUCACUUGGUCAUCUAUGUGGACAAGCCAGCAGAAGAAGUGCAGAAGAAGCUAAAGGCAUCAGGCAAAGAUGUGCCCCUACCCUAUCUGAAGAGCAUUGAGGAUGCCUACAAGAAGACCUACCUUCCCAAAAUCAGUGAGAAUGCAGAAUUGCUCGCUUAUGAUGCUACCCAAGCACAAGACAUGGAGAGGAUUGCAGAAGACAUUGAGUACUUGAAAUUUGAGAAAGGACCUUGGGUAGAGCAGGAUGAUGUCACACUCCACUACAUGAGAAUGCUGGUGGAAAACAAGAUGAGGGUUGCAGACCUGACCCUUGUACCCAACUUCCUCCCUGAGGUCACCAUCGGGGCUCACGAGUAUGACGCAGGCUACUAUGCCUUCAAAUCACUCCUGGGAAAGAAGUACGCUGCAGGUUAUAACGCAGACAUAGGAGACACGAACAUCUGGCUGAAGUGAAUGAGUGGACCUGACUACUCUGGAGCUGAUUGCUGUAGAUGAAUGGUCUUCAUGUACCAAAAAAGAAGUGCAAUUCCCUCCACACUCUCUUUUCACAGGGUGAUUUUAAGAGCCUGGUUGUUUUUAAUUUACCACCAGCUGACUCUUCAGCAUUUCUCACUCACACACCUCCAGCAUUUACACACCUACGCCACUGUAGCUCAGCGAAGAUGGACGACACGGAGCUAUUACACUGACCGAGAGGAACAGAGCAGCAGGCUGUGGCAAUUAGACGCUGGGUAUAGUACCUGGCCGGCUGGUGUCAUCUCCCAAAGUGUUAAUCGAACACA
Messenger RNA from Salvelinus namaycush (lake trout), 1472 nucleotides. RefSeq names its product NADH dehydrogenase [ubiquinone] 1 alpha subcomplex subunit 10, mitochondrial-like. Bases 88 to 1143 code for a protein of 351 amino acids. NCBI's taxonomy places the organism in Eukaryota, Metazoa, Chordata, Actinopteri, Salmoniformes, Salmonidae. Gene Ontology annotation, cellular component: cytoplasm. Gene Ontology annotation, biological process: mitochondrial electron transport, NADH to ubiquinone. The transcript is spliced from 11 exons. The record is from RefSeq and is a predicted model, not a curated record.